AAGUGUUUCCGCCACAUCAUGUGACCCAACCACACUCCAUUUCUUUUUUUGACUCAUCUCAUGACGAUGAUGCUACAUCCAUUGAUGAUAUAAUUUGUACAUACCGAUAGAUUUUGCCUAAUGCAUCUUCCGCGUCGGAAGAUUCUGUACAUUUUUUGUCUUUUCUGCUAAACCGUCUUGUUCCUCCUAGUUUUACAUUCUAUUUGUCCCGUAUCCUACACAUUCCAGAAGUUCUAAAGAUGGUCCGCAUAACCCGGUCCGCAACUGCGCGCCAGGCAGCAUUAGCCGCCUCUCAAGCGCAAUCUACCUUAUCCCAAGUCCCGAGCGUCCGCCAUUCCACGAACUCCCCCAGUCAAGAACGAAUCCGUUCCCAACGCCACAGUCCCCGCCAGAUCAAGACCGAAGAUGGCAUCCCGGAACCCGCUCCCAAGCGGCGCAAGAGGAACCACACCACACCUCCCCCGCAAAUCAAGGACCUCAACGACCUCCCUCACAACUUAGGCGCGGUGAUAUCCCCCACAACCCCAACCACCUCUCGCAUCAAGUCCGAAACCCCCGCCUCACCCAUCAAGAAGAAAGAAAAAGCGAUCAACAAUCUCGCCAAAGACCUCCAAACCACCGUCCACAAGGCCACGCCAUACAAUGAUGACCUCCCUCCGCCCGGCAAGAAAUCCCCCGCAAAAGCAGCGAAGGCGAAAGCGAAAGCGAACCAAUACGGCCUGACCCCUGGGGUAAGCCCCUUCCCCGACUGGCCGCACCCGACCCCGGACGAAUGCGAAGAAGUCGACCGGCUCCUGUCGUCGAUCCACGGCCAGAUUGCGGCGCCCGCGACCAUCCCGGAGCCCUCGCUGACCGUGACGGGGUGCGGCGAAGUGCCGUCCGUGCUGGACGCGCUGAUCCGGACGCUGCUGAGCGGGGCCACGACGGGGAACAACUCGGCCAUGGCGUUCAACGGGCUGGUGCAGCGGUUUGGGAUCCUGCGCGAGGGCAUCGGCAAGGGGAGCGUGGAUUGGGACGCGGUGCGGCGGGCGCCGGUCAAGGAGGUCUUCGAGGCGAUCAAGCGCGGCGGGCUGGCGGAUGUGAAGAGCAAGAAGAUCAAGGCGAUUCUCGAUAUGGUGUAUGCGGAGAAUAAGGCCCGCCGGGAUUUGUUGGUCGGUGGGGCAAAUGCCGGUGGGCAGGCGGCGGAGGAGGUGUUGGGCCAGUCGGAGGGCCACAAGAACUACGAGAUUGCGUGCGCGGACCAGAACUUCUUGAACCUGAACCAUCUGCAUACGCUGAGCACGGAGCAGGCGAUGACGGAGCUCGUCAAGUAUCCCGGCAUCGGGCCCAAGACGGCGGGCUGCGUGCUGCUGUUCUGCCUGCAGCGGCCCUGCUUCGCGGUCGACACGCAUAUCUUUCGCAUCUGCAAGUGGCUGGGCUGGGUGCCGCCGAGCAAGGUGACCGAGGUCACGGCGUUUGGUCAUCUGGAGGUGCGCAUCCCGGACCAUCUGAAGUAUUCGCUGCAUCAGCUGCUCAUCCGGCAUGGGAAGUCUUGUCCGCGAUGUCGGGCUAUCACGGGACAGUCGUCUGCUCGGUGGGAGGAGGGCUGUGUCAUCGACCAUCUAGUGAAGAGGACGGGGAAGAGAAAGGGAGGACUCUGAUAGAUGGGUCUGGAUCAUUGUCUGGGUGGUAAAUGGGUACUAUAGGGUUAUGUUGCAACCCCUCAUGUAGAUAUAUAUAUGCCCCGAUACUGCUCGUUGCUAGAGAUUAGUACCUCCGUUUUCUCGCUUGACGAAGAAUAACGCAUCUAGCUCUCUUGCUGGGUGACUCUUAUCAAUG
Molecule: messenger RNA, 1818 nt
Organism: Aspergillus japonicus CBS 114.51
Lineage: Eukaryota; Fungi; Ascomycota; Eurotiomycetes; Eurotiales; Aspergillaceae
Product: DNA glycosylase
Exons: 1
Coding region: 240-1640 (466 amino acids)
Biological process (GO): base-excision repair
Molecular function (GO): catalytic activity
Source: RefSeq, a predicted model, not a curated record